AAAAGCAAGCAAGGAGGGCCAUCAUACUACAUAGACACAAAUGCCUUGAGAGUUCCUAGGGAGAACAUGGAAGCCAUUUCACCUUUGAAAAAUGGAAUGAUUGAAGAUUGGGAUAGUUUCCAAGCCAUCCUGGAUCAUACUUAUAAGAUGCACAUUAAAUCUGAAACUUCAUUGCAUCCAGUUCUUAUGUCUGAAGCACCAUGGAACAUUAGAGCAAAGCGUGAGAAACUGACGGAAUUAAUGUUUGAACAUUACAAUAUCCCCGCAUUCUUCCUAUGCAAAACUGCAGUACUCACAGCGUAUCCUAGAAAUGUUGAUGAAUAAGUGAGCAUCAUCACAAAUACUAUGCUGUUUUCAGGAAACAAUUACAAUUUUUUCAAAAAAAAAAAAUUGUUUAACCAAGAUCUUGUUGCUGUGCUAUUACCCAAACAGCUUCACAAAUAAUUGUGA
Messenger RNA from Thamnophis sirtalis, 450 nucleotides. The record is from RefSeq and is a predicted model, not a curated record. NCBI's taxonomy places the organism in Eukaryota, Metazoa, Chordata, Lepidosauria, Squamata, Natricidae.